GCGACGAACAGCGAAGGAAAAUCCGUCAAAUAGAGCAGCAGAAACGCUCGUCAGAGACCACGGGGAAGAAGGAAAGCAGAGGCCGCGCCGAGUGUCGGCAGCAGGCCCCUUCCCUGAGAAAAGGCUCGUUUCUUGACGGGUUUUAACCUGUUUUUUUUCCGGGCACAGACAGCGGCGGAUACGCGAAGAGUUUCGAGGAUUCGCAACAGAUCACCCUCAAAGUUUUUCUUUGAAUGUCGAGUGCCGUAUGACAGUUUUCGCUACGGAUCUCGCCACGCAGUCCGUUUGACAUAUGCCUCCAGGUCCCCUCUGUGCGGAGAGGACUCGCGCGGCUCUCUCGCGUUUCUGCCGGAGGUCAAAGCGGGGAUUUUCCUCGUUGUGAGCAGAAGAAACUCCUACUUUUCGAACCCUUUCAGACGCUAGACCCUAAACUCCUCGUUUUUGGGGAGAAUCGCCAGCAGGCGGGGGGAACGGCAGUCUUCCCCCUCCCGGCACCCCACCCUCCUCUCUGAUUUCCGACGGAGGGCCUAUUCUGCCUUAACGUAGCGCAGAGAGGACAGAAAAAACGUUUUUUCACUGAAAUCUACACCUCCGUCCUGAGGACGUCAACCACCCUGUAGGAAAGUUGGAAAUUCAGGAUCUGCUACCUACAACGCCCCCCCCCCCCCGCCGUCCGUCUGCCUUAAGUCUCUCCAGCUGCUUCCGGCUUCUUCUGCUGGCGCCCUGUGCUUGUGACCAAGCUUCCCGUUGCUUCAUUGUUUUUCAAGUUUCCGAAGGCAAUAUGUGGGUUGAAGGAGGGAAGGAGAGGGAAGGAUGGGAGAACCAAGGCAUGUGAGAAGAACAAAGGACGGAGACGUGGUAGCGUUGUCCCUCUUUCUCCACGAGUCCGUCGCGAAGAAGCAAGGCAGAAAAGAACAAGAGAACUCUUUUCCGCACAAUGCCGCCCUCAGAAGUUCGCUGCGUGCGCCAAGACUCCACCACUCCUUUCAGGCGCCCCGAAACUCUCCACCCAUCUCUCUGUCUCUCCAGGUGUGUCUCUUCCUCUGCGUGCUUUCUGUGCUUUCUAGCCUCCCUCUUGUCUUCGCCUCGUCUCGACGCACCCCCCUCACUGGAGCCACUCCUGAGUUCAGCGAGUCUGAAGCGACCCAGAGACUUCCAACUCUUGAACCCCGCGACUCAGAGGCCCGCAACUCGGGACUGCAUGCGAGGAGACUGUCUCCACCGCCUGACGAGACUUCAGGUGACACCAACGCGGUCGUCGGGGAACCCCGCAGUGCUGCAGGCGAGAAGGGUGUAGAAGAGAUAGCGAGUCUUCAAAAUGGCGCUCGACGCGACGAGGGCGAGGGGGAACCCUCUGAGGAAUCUGCGUCUCUGAUAAACUCCGGUUCUCUUGCUUCGUCUUCCCACCCAAGGAACGGGCCUUCACCCGAGGAAGAAAGUCGAGGGGACAUACGGACUCGCGAGACGACAGGCGGUCCAGAAGAGGCACAACUCGCCGUACGGCAUUUACGAGAAACAGCGCUGAAGGCGCCGUCGCGUCCACAGUCGGAUGGCGUUGAAGCGGAAAGCCGCUUGCAAGUGAAUCGCGUUGCCAAAGGGAGACGCCCGCCUGGCGACGCGGACGAAGCCCCAGCUUCUUCCACACCUGUGGCCGGCCCAGACCCUGUCUUGUUGAGUUUGGGGAGUGAGACGGCUCUCGGAGCCUCUGUUCCGGGUCACCAUGAGUCUGCCCUCCGUGUCUCUGCGCCCUCGUCUGGUGGCUUCUCAGCAAUCGAUGCUGUGACUCUUCUGGAGAGGAAGGUGGCGGGGAGCGAGAGAGAAGGCGUAACUGGGGAGACCCCCGCGCCCCUCCAGGGGCCUCAGUCGAAGAGGGAACACGAGGUCCAGGGGGUCAGAGAGCCGAAGGAGAUAGGUGGACUCGCGGGGAAGAAGGAGACGCAACGUACCCAGGUUCACGCGGAGGCGAAGAAACCAGCCGAGAAACAGAAGGAGAAAGACAGAGGGAAGGCUACCGCGGGGAAGAGGGCACCGGAAAAGGAGAAGCUCCUGAGAGUGCGGUCAGAAGCGUCUCAUCUCUCUCGACUGUUUAGAUGGCCGAGCCGUGGCGCUGCAACGCAGACUCCGCCGUCGGCGCCCGGGGCGCCUAGGGGGGCGACACAGGCCAGCUCCGGAGACAACACCGCGGGGAAGAGGAACGAUCGCGCUCUGAACGAUGGAAAAGAAGGCCAUUCGUCCGGAAAACAUGGAGGCCGCUUGAACGUGGAGCGGCGACGCCACUCCGCUCCGCCGGCUUCCUUCUCUUCACCAGCCUCGAAGCGGCGGGCCGCCCCCCAGGCGUCGGGGGCGGUGGGCGCCAGCGCGUCUGCCUCCGCCUCAGGGGGUUCUGGGAAUGGCGAGACGAGUGCGGAGAGAGGGGAGAUCUCUGUGACGUCUCUGAAGAGGCACUUAAGGCAGGCGUUUGCGUUCUCUUCGCCGAACAAGAGCAGGAAGGACUGGAAGCGCGAGAACAGUGCGACCGAGUCCGGAGACAGCAGAGAGAACAGGGCGGACAAGGCGAAGCGUGUUCGAAAGCAGGAAGGUAAGAAAAAAUCCCUCGAAAAUCCCAGCGAGAAGUCGGCAGGCAAGAGCCGCCGCCGCAACCGCGAAAGGAGGCUGCAGACUCAGAGGAGACGCCAGCAACGCCUUCCAGUGAACCAACUGGGCGACCGCGACGACCCCACAGAGUUCGCUUCCUACUUGUCUCCGACUUCGAGUUCGCGGAAGGCUCGAGGCCCUGGCGGGGGGCGAAACGGCAGGCAGCACGUCGGCCACAUAGCAGUCGAAGAGGAGGGCCGAGUGAGUCUGCCAGCGUCGCCAGUGGCGUCCUCGAGUCUCCCCGACCCGUCCACAGGCCCCAGGCGAAGGCGCCGGGGCGCUGGACAGCGAGAUUUCAGAUAUGGCGGUCGAGAGCGCGCUGUGAGGCGCCGGAAAACCCCGGAGAGGUCCCCAACCUCGGUCGGGUCCGGCGAGGCGACGCCUCCUGUCUCCUCCGGCAUUGACCCGCUGGUUCCGGGGCUCGAAGGCACGAUCUCGCGCCCCACCAGUGAAAACAAGGCGCAGCCUGUGACACCUACCGCCUCCCGGAGACGACGGCGCUACGCGUAUCGAGGGCCGGGCAAGCGACCUCCCACGGUGCAGAUGGAGAGGGGCAACGACGCGGGAGCGGCGCGGGACGAGGGGGACAAGAGAGAGGAGGCGGAGACAUUGUGGGGUGGUAAAGACCUCAUCGGCAAGGGCGUGGCUUCGCUGACCGAGAUACAGGAAAACCCCACACAAGGCGAGACCCCUUCGCUUCCAGACUCGAGGCCUCGCUCGCCGCAGAGCGACAGGGGAGGAGACAGAUCAAAGCAUGGAUUGAAGGCAGAUCGCUCCGGUUCCAGAGGGCACCUCAGUCACGCGCCGUCCCCGUCGAGGGGACUGGAGCGCGGAAAUAGUACCGCCCUGCAGUCGAACGGCGCUGAAGUGGAGGGAAGUCGCAUCGCGGCAAAAAGAGAAGGCGGGGCACACGACCCGCUGACGAAGUCGAGCCGCAUCGAGGAGACAGAAGCCGAGGACGAGCAGGUGCGCGAGAAGAAGAAACGCGGAGGCAUGCGAAGCGGCAGAAACAGAGACAAGAAAGACAAGAAGGAAGGCGCCGGAGACGUCAUAGCAGACAGAGGAGAACAGGCGUCAGACAACAGCGACGACGGACCUGGAGACCAUUUCUGGGGCCCCCCGGGAGACGGCGUGGCGUAUCUGUUCUCCCCAGAAAACCGCAAGCGGCUCUGCCACUCACUGUACCAACAGCCAGACUACGCGGAAAUGUUUGUCGUUCUGUUUCUCCUCCACCUUCGCUGGCCCUCGUACACGCAACAAGAAGGCGGCACAAGUUUCUUCUUCAAGACGCUGCAAGCAUACACCGCCAGCCUCGUGGACGGUCAAAGCCCCGCGAAUUUUUUUUCACUUCUUCGCGACUGUCCGCUCCAUGAGAUCAGCAACCAGGUGAUAUCUUCACUGACACCCCGAAUUCAGUCUCGGACAGAUCUCCAGGCGCUUGCCGAAGAGAUGAUUCGCACCAAGCCGCCCUUCUUCGCGUACAGCCUCGCGUACACGGCGCCGGCCAGCAAGACGCUGCGGACUUCUUGGGGCUUCUUUGCCACGUUGGUCGUCGUUUGGGAGGUGUUUGCUACGGGUGUGUUGCGCGAGGAUCUGUUCGGUCUGAGCUCUGCUGAACUCAACAAACUCCAAAAAAACGACCCGUUCUUCUGGGCGGCUCUCGCCGAGGGACUCCUCGACGUCUGGUCCAUGCAACGCGCCGUCAACACCUCGCUGUUGUGGACUUACAUGACGGUCUCCUCGCUAAUCGAUACCGGACCAACUUCCAGGGUCCAGAACUCUGUGGGGAUUCUUCUGCUUGAGGACAUGGGAAGCUCUUUCGGAGCCUUUUCCGCAUCGUCGCCCUUCGUUUCGCCCGAGGCUGCAAGCAAGCCUCAGAACGCGCCCAGGAGCUCCGCUGAGCCGUCGAACGAAGCUGGUUGCUCGCUGUUGUCGAUGCCGGACCUGAGCGGUCCUGCGGCCUUGCGGGCUUUGCAGGAGGUGGUGGAGAAGGCGAUUAGAAAGAAACUCGAACAGGCUGUGGACAAGCGCGUGGCGCCAGUGGCAGGUUGCAGGCGUCUGUCGAAUUGUUUGGGCAACGUGUGUGAAGAAGACCCAGUCCAAGGGGGGCCCGAGCGAGGCCGGCCCAUGGCUUCGCCCUCGCCAUUCAUUCAGUACAGCUCUUGUGAGACGCUCUGGAGACGAGUGGCGUCGCAUCUUCCCUUCAUUCAAGUCACCGGGUUCUACAUGCGUCGGAGCGCGGACCCGAGAAGGUUCUUCCCGCCGGCCGGGACUGCGACCCAUAACGGUGUCGCGUCAUCUCGCCGUGGUAGCUCUUCUUCCUUUCCUCCGUCUUCCUUGUCUUUUUCCUCAUCUUCCUCUUCUUCCACGUCUUAUGCUGCACCGUUUCCCUCCAAUCAUCUCUCUUUUGUGUCACCAUUCUCCUCUUCGCCCUCGCCGCCUUCUUACUCGUACUCGUCCUCGUCUCCUGUAUCUUCUUCGUUAGCGGAGGAGCGGGGGUUGGAGGUUGGAGACUUUGGCAGCGAGGUUCCGCAGGCGAUUCUCCAGAAGAUGAAGGCAGAUCUGCCAGCUGGGGGGAUUCUUGUGCAGCUCUCUCUGGUGGACGCGUGGGGGUCACACUGGUACGGACGAGAAUCGCAAGAGUCGGUGGAAACCGGAGAUAAGCCUGAAGCUGAGGCGUCAAACGAGGACGCGACGGCUGCCCCAGAAAAUUGUCCGGAGCCGCUGGAAUGCAGCAGCGGCUCGUCGAGUCCAAGGUGCGCAACGCCAGUUUACGUUCCGGCAACGACUGCGAUGGAACUCUUUCGCGUCGAUUUGAGUGUAGACCCUUCUCUGGAGAGUGUGCCGGGACGCGUCUCCGCUCUCGCUGUCGAGGUGAUUGGCAUCGACUCCAUCGAUGUGUUUGAGCAAGGCACAGACCCCCGGCGUGACCCUGACGUCCACGUCUACCUCUCGGUACCGGAGGUCGAGUUCUACGGCGAACAGGAGGUCCGAGACGAAAUCUACACGCUCAUUUCCGGGCAACCGUCUGACUGGGUUGCGGCAGCCAUGAGGACCAUCUCCUGGGACAGAGUCCAGGUGUUGGGCACCGCGCGCUGGACGGGGCUCCCGCCCUCGGCAGGGGCAACUCCGGGCGUCGAGAAGCGGGACCACGCGAGGAGCAGCGAGGAGCCAAGAGAGACGUGGAAACGGAGGGCCGACACUGCGGACUCGGCGACGAGCCCAGUGUCUGAAGGUCAAGAGCAAGCGAGAUACGUCUCUCGACAACUCGGAGCCGGGAAGCGAGCAGGAGAGAAUGGAGAAGAAAAAGUCCCCGACCGUCAGGGCGCAGGUCUACAGGGACGAGGCUCCGCGGGGCGUUCGGAGGGCGGGGUGUCAGGCCCCGGCCGCGACCCUGUGGGGACCUUGACGUCUGGAAAGGAGACACGAAGCGGGGACCAAGAGACGGCGACGGAAACCGACGUGGAGGCCGAGAAGAAGCAGAGACUGAAAUGCGCCUUUGGCAGACUGGAAAAGACUCGAGGGUUCGGCAAGCGGUACGAGAGCACUCGGACUGACUCCUCGACAGAAGCCUCGCCGUCUCUCCCCAAGACAGGCGCGAGGGUCCGCAGCUCGUCUUCUUCGUCCAAAUGGAAGAACGGGAGAGACGCCAGGCGUGCAGAUGGCGCCGAUGCCGCGCCGCUUUACGGCUCCGACGAAGUCUUGGCCUUUGGCUGGCAGCCGGGUCAUCUGAUUGUUCAUGUCCUUAUUGAAGGCCUUGCGGUCCGGUACAAGACUGCACGACGCGAGGCGUCCGCGGACGAUCUGAUCCUCGAAAUGACUGCGGAGGAAGCAAAACUGCGACUGACAAGGCGAAUUCGUGGAAGAGACACUCGGGUGGUUCACGUCCACCUCGACCACAGAAACAUCGAGCUUGCAGAUGUGCAGACUCCGACGGAUUACCCACGCAGCGACGAGGAAGAAGAAGGAGUCCCCAUAACGACCGCGGUGCUGUCGAAUGUGUUUCUCGCUGUCUUCAUGAUUCUUGUCCUAACCUGUUUGCAUCUGGUACACAAACAGAAAAAGGGGCCGUUCUGGCUGCUGUGUUGCUGCGGCGGGGAAUUUCCGUGGCUGGCAAAGAAGAAGCGAGAGUCGAAGCUGCACGAGCAAACUGGAAUGCGGUCCGAGAGGUCUUUGGAAACCACCGCGCCUGGGACGCCAUGUCCGCCCAAGGCGGCUUCCUACGGGGACGAGGAAGGCACCGCGGAAGCGGAGCCCAUCGCGCAUGCAUUCGAGGCCGCAGAAGCAGAUCUGAGCACUUACGGGGCCUCGCAGCAUUCCUCGAUGCUGCUUGGGUCGCCGGCCGUGUCUCCGCGGGAGUCUCUGUUUUCCGGCCGCGACCCCGAAGUAGACGAAGAGUCAGUAGAAACCGAUCGCUCGCGCGCGGAGCCGUCGACGCUGUCUCCGGUAUCGCCUCUGCGGAUUGCUCGGUUGCGGGCCUCGCCGUUCUCCAACUCUCCGACCUGGCAUGCAGGGGACUGCGACUCCAGGCGAGCCCCAGACAACACGCAGAGAGAGAGAGACCAAGACGACGCGGGCCCGCGCGCCGUACGCUUCCGCCGCACCAGCCUGUUCGGCUCGGAGACAGCGGGCCCGUUGGGCUCCAUGUUCUCGUCUGCCGACAUCCCGCGCGUGUGGGACGCCUGGGCCCCAGGCGCGGGACCUGGCGGGAUGGUGGCCUUCGAAAGUCCUCGGCGCGCAGUUCUCCGGCGAUGCGUCUCUGCUAUUGAGCGCGAGGACAGCACCUACUCGGCCUCGGUCGACUUGUCUUCUCUACGCUCUUCAUCCUCGUCAAGCGUCGAAAUCUACGACUCAACGCCCUCUCUGCGGCGGUCUGCCUCUUGCCGCACCGCCUCCCGUCGCUUCUCGAUUCGGGAGUCUCUUCCCAGCGUUCAUCUUCGGUGGAACUACUUCUCCCCCAAACCUUCGUCUCCGAUCUCAGCUGACUCGAGCGCGGAGUCCGAAGGCGCCGCCCCCGGUCGCAGAACCAAACGGUGAACCCUGCCCCCUUUGCCUCAAUCUCAGGGACUGUCAGGUCGGCGUUCGGGCCCCGUCUUGGGUGCGAUAGGUUGAAAAAAGAACACGAGAGAAGUCCGUUAUCGGGGUGUCUCUUGCCCCGGAACGACCUGCGCGCGUCGUCUACGUCCGUGUCUAUGCAGCUUGCGACAACCCUCAUCAUCGAUCAUUGGCUGUCUACAGGGAUUUUGGCUGUUCGAUUUUCAUACCGAGACAGGCGCGUUUUUCCGCACCAAGAGAAAGUAACUAUUUUUCCAGCGUAUCUGUGUGCUGUGAGUGCCGACCUCCCCUCGUCCGCAAUGCCGCCCCGAGCUGUUUCAUAGGAGAUGUUAACGCUGUGCUUUAUUUUUCCGAUUCGUUUGUGUAGAGAGUGUAGAGAACCGGAUGGGUGCGUCAUAGCGCAGAGGCGCUCAGACGCGCCUCUAGGAGGCACCGUGCCUUCAUGCGCACAGCAAGCUGAGAACCGAGCAGGUUUUCUUAUCGCCGCAUUUGCGCUGUCCAUUCAAUAUGUCAACCUUUCCAG
Messenger RNA from Toxoplasma gondii ME49, 8212 nucleotides. RefSeq lists its product as hypothetical. The coding region runs from base 814 to 7671 and encodes 2285 amino acids. The transcript is spliced from 5 exons. Lineage: Eukaryota; Apicomplexa; Conoidasida; Eucoccidiorida; Sarcocystidae. The record is from RefSeq and is a predicted model, not a curated record.